Molecule: messenger RNA, 1757 nt
Organism: Aplysia californica (California sea hare)
Lineage: Eukaryota; Metazoa; Mollusca; Gastropoda; Aplysiida; Aplysiidae
Product: shematrin-like protein 1
Exons: 2
Coding region: 249-1526 (425 amino acids)
Source: RefSeq, a predicted model, not a curated record
AGGUUGUGACGAAAUGCCUGUGAUAUUUGCUCUCAGCGGUCAUCUUUCCGCUGCUGUAUUCAACAAGCGACAUUUUCGUGUUGGAGGGUUUCGGGUACUUGGGUAUAUAACGCAGGUUUGUUCUGUGUUUGUCAAUCAAUCACAACAUUGGUGUGGUGUGGAGACUGAAUUGAGUCGGACUUCACUUGACGAGAACUUUGCGCCGUAAAGUGUUUGCCAGAGACCAGCUUCUUCUAUCUUCGUCCAGCAUGAGGCGACCUAUGUCCACCCUCCUGCCCCUCCUUCUGCUGGUGUUGGGAGUUGCCCUACACUCGAGCAUCGCCGCGUCCACACAGCGCUCUGAAGACCCAAACAGCGUCACCUCAAACGGCGGCAGUCAACAAGAGGAGCAACAAGACAACACACCAGAUGUAGCCGCGUCUAGUCAGGGACCUGCAGCGAGCCUGAGUUCUUCCCAGCUCUCUCUUCCACAGCCUGCGCCGUCUGCUGAAAGUGAUGCCAGGCCUGACUAUUCUGUGUCUGUGGUCAAUCUUGAAAAGCAGGACCCCGACGUGCUGCCCCCUGUGUUCGAGAAGAUUGUGGAGAAGCUCUUCGAUGAGUACGAGAGAGAAGAUCUGAGCCAACAGGGAGAAGGGGAAAGCCAGUCUCGGCAGAAGCGACAGGCGGGGUAUGGGGGUUACGGAGGAUCUGGGGGUUACGGAGGAUCUGGGGGUUACGGAGGAUCUGGGGGUUACGGUGGUUACGGAGGGUACGGGGGUAGCAGUCGGCAGCUUCUGGGUCAGCUAGCCUACAACCUCGGCCAACAAGGGAGUUCACACGGUCAAGGUUACGGCCACAGCCAAGGCUACGGUAAAGGUUACGGCUAUGACCUCCAGCCCCACUACGGAGCCAAGAUCCCACAAGACGUGAGCUACGGCUACAGUCAUGGCAAGAGCCCGAUGAUCUCUUUUGUCAAAUCCUUCAAACCCGGCAAGACAUACGUGGACAAGGGUCACGUGGUGCGCAACUAUUACCGUUAUGGCAACUACCAGGUGGCACUGCAACACUACAAGCUCAUACCCACGGUCAAGGUCAUUCCUUACACCAGUUACCACAAAAUUCCCUACAAAGGUCACGUGCAGGUCAAGAACAGUUACAAGGCGUAUAUCUGCAAAGACUGUUACCAUGGUUACCCCAAGAUUGAUGUCUAUGAAGACAAGAAGCCCUACAGCUACAUGGUCCGGCGUUUCGUCUAUCUGCCCAAGUCCUACAAUAUCAAUAGCUACGCCCAUGGCGAUUCCUACGGCCACGGUGAUUCUUAUGGUAGUGGCGAUUCUUACGGCCACGACGAUUCUUACGGCUAUGGCGGGUCGAGCUACGGUGGGUCCAGCUACGGAUACGGCGAUUCCUAUGGUCAUGGUGAUUCUUAUGGAUCUGGCGGAUCCGGCUACGGCCAUGGCGAUUCUUACGGAUCUGGCGGAUCCGGCUACGGCUAUGGUGAUUCUUAUGGUCAUGGUGGAUCCGGCUACGGCUAUGGCAACAAGUAAAGAAAUGACUUUGAAACUAAGAAUACCAUUGACAAUGUAACCUUGCCGCUUCCGUGGAAAUCAAAACCAAUUCAGUUGAUUGCUAAUGGUUUUUUGCUUGUUAUUAUUUAAACUUUUGUUAUCUUGUUUUCACAGCUUCGUUUUCACAAAUAUAACACAUUCCUUGUGCAGUGUUGACAGUUUUCAUGACCUGACAAGUCGAUUAAUGAAAUAAAAUAUCACAUUUAAAAA